GACGUCAAAACGUCAUUCAUUCUUUCCGCUAGUUUUUAGGUGCAAAUCGCCACAAACUCGACCACCCCGGGACAGGAAAACAAAUCCGAAACUCGUCGUUGCAACAAUUCAGCCCCGUCUCCUAGCCGCAAUCCAGGCACGGUAACUAACCUAACGGUCGCGAUUUGAAAAUUUUGAAAGAAAAGGGGGCAGAAUGUGCGAACCAAGCGACCUGGACCGGCAGAUCGAACAGCUAAAACGCUGCGAGAUCAUAAAGGAGAGCGAGGUGAAGGCGCUGUGCGCGAAGGCCCGCGAGAUACUCGUCGAGGAGAGCAAUGUGCAGAGGGUUGACUCGCCAGUGACUGUUUGCGGCGACAUUCACGGACAGUUUUACGACCUGAAGGAACUGUUUAAAGUCGGCGGUGACGUGCCUGAAACGAAUUACCUGUUCAUGGGAGAUUUUGUUGAUAGAGGCUUUUACAGUGUGGAAACCUUCCUGCUUCUCCUAGCUCUUAAAGUGAGAUAUCCUGAUCGCAUAACAUUAAUCAGAGGCAACCAUGAGUCAAGACAAAUUACACAAGUUUAUGGAUUUUAUGAUGAGUGUUUGAGGAAAUAUGGUUCUGUAACAGUAUGGCGAUAUUGCACAGAAAUAUUUGAUUAUCUGUCAUUGUCUGCAAUAAUAGAUGGUAAAAUAUUUUGUGUGCAUGGAGGUUUGUCCCCCUCAAUUCAAACUUUGGACCAGAUUAGAGUUAUAGACAGGAAACAAGAGGUUCCUCAUGAUGGACCAAUGUGUGACCUACUUUGGAGUGACCCAGAAGAUACUCAGGGUUGGGGUGUGUCGCCCAGAGGAGCUGGUUAUUUGUUUGGCUCAGAUGUGGUGGCUCAGUUCAACACAGCAAAUGAUAUUGAUAUGAUAUGCCGUGCCCAUCAGCUAGUAAUGGAGGGCUACAAGUGGCACUUUAAUGAGACUGUUCUGACCGUCUGGUCUGCACCCAACUACUGCUACAGGUGCGGCAACGUGGCGGCCAUCCUGGAACUGAACGAGCACCUGCAACGUGACUUCACAAUAUUUGAGGCGGCGCCCCAAGAGACGCGGGGCAUCCCGUCGAAAAAGCCGCAAGCCGAUUAUUUCCUUUAGUUUUAUUUAUUCUAGGCUAAUGUUUAGUUCGUAAAAUCCAUUUUAUACAGCCCGGACGGGGAAUAACGGUCCGGGUCGCAGUUUAUAUCCGGUUCGUUUUUUUAAAUCGCUCUGUAUUGCGUCGGGGUUUUCGACUAAAAAAAAAAAAUCACGUGGUUGAAUAUCAUUCGUUUUUUUAGGUUUUAGUUUAGAUUGUAAGUGUAAUUAUGUUCUGGUUUGUUUAUUACUCAUCGCCAGUUUAUUUAAUCUGACUGCUGCAAUUGCUGUACCUAUAGUUUAUUGUUGUUCUUUUUUACCUUAAUUCCGAUCUUUAUAAUUGGUGUACUUAAAAGAAAAACCCUUAGGAAAUUCUUGUCCACCUACUUUUUGUACAGAAUCAUUUAAAAAUAUUGAGAAAUCGUUCAAACUGCCAAAAUAAACUUUUUUAUUAAA
Molecule: messenger RNA, 1549 nt
Organism: Aethina tumida (small hive beetle)
Lineage: Eukaryota; Metazoa; Arthropoda; Insecta; Coleoptera; Nitidulidae
Gene: Pp4-19C
Product: serine/threonine-protein phosphatase 4 catalytic subunit
Exons: 5
Coding region: 194-1117 (307 amino acids)
Biological process (GO): peptidyl-serine dephosphorylation; double-strand break repair via homologous recombination
Cellular component (GO): cytoplasm; nucleus
Molecular function (GO): protein serine/threonine phosphatase activity
Source: RefSeq, a predicted model, not a curated record